Messenger RNA from Drosophila willistoni, 529 nucleotides. RefSeq lists its product as uncharacterized. NCBI's taxonomy places the organism in Eukaryota, Metazoa, Arthropoda, Insecta, Diptera, Drosophilidae. Bases 94 to 438 code for a protein of 114 amino acids. The transcript has a single exon. The record is from RefSeq and is a predicted model, not a curated record.
CUCUAGUCAUCACAUUGCACUUCACAUCUCUAAAUUGUUUAUAUUUGCCUUCAUUUUACAUAACAAAACAAAAACUUGCAAAUAUUAAUCAAGAUGGGUCUCUUUGAGAUGAAAUGGCUUCGCCGUUUCGUCCGCCGUAAUACAAAUCCCAUACCAGAACAAAGGGCCGAACUGUGGAAACGUCGCUUAAGCCUGGGCUAUGCAAUUUUGGCCUGGCAGGCAUUCGGAUUCGUCUGCUACAUGGUCUACACAGGACGAAAUGAUUGGGCCAAAUACUACGGUUAUAAGACCGAACAGGAUGCAGCUAUGUCACCGGCUCAGCAAUUUGCAAGGCACAUCAAAGUUGAGGGAACGGGAAAAAUUAUACGCUAUUCUGGAUUCAGCAAAGUGGAAGAAGUGCCAUUCGAUUCGACUGCAAAGGAGGAUGUGAAGAAUUAAAAGGAACAUUAAGAUCAAGCUAUAGUUGUAGGGUUUUGUAAUUGUAAACUGUACAUUAAUUAAAAUAAUUCGAAAACUAUCGAAAGCUAAA